AUGAAUAAGAUUAAGAACAACAAAACCAAAAUAAUCCUCGGACAACAACUCGAAUUUCCCUUCCCCGGUACUCCCGAUUCUCCUGGUCCUUUGCUGCCAAGAUGAAAUAAACGCAGUGUUAGUACUACAACUUUACGAUAUCGAUAGAAAAAGAUGCACGAUUGUCUUGUAUUAAAACGCACGUCGACUGCUCAGCAUGCAGAGGCUGUCUGGUGAUGCACUUUCACGGGAACAAUGACCAGGGUCGGAACCGGGCGUGGGGGGAGAAGAUGGGACGAGUUGUUGUGCAUUUUCCUUUUUAUACACGACAGUACAAAACAAGAUAAGUACGGAAUCGUCUCACCGCAGUGAUUUUCUGUUUAAAAACCGAUGUUUGUUUGUCAUACGUUUUAUUAUCAUUUCUCUACUACUAGAAUAGAUUAAAAUUAAUAGAUUUACUCCUUGUGUUUCCCAUUUUUCUUGUUUGAAGGUAAAUUGGAACAUGACCUUAUCGACGAAAACGGUAGGAUUAAAUGCAUAAGAGAACAAACAAGCGAAAUUGCAGUUUAAAUAAA
Molecule: messenger RNA, 554 nt
Organism: Amoebophrya sp. A120
Lineage: Eukaryota; Dinophyceae; Syndiniales; Amoebophryaceae
Source: the annotation of a GenBank genome assembly